AUGCUUACAUCAAAAGCUAGUCCAAGUCCCGAUAUGAGACGACAAUCAAUACGAUCACAAUUUAAUACACCGAAGACUAAUCCUACAUUAUCAUGUCUAUCGCCAUCACUUUCUACUGUAUCUUCGUAUUCCAAUCUUAGAAGACCUUCAAGGCCUCGACGUACAUCUAUCAGUUCAACGACUAGCGGUAAUUCUACAUCCUCAUUAACUUCUGUAUCGACCACAUCCUCUACCAUCAAGAAACGAUUUUUUUCAUCAUCUUCAAAUAAUGGAUACACUCUAGAGAAAACCUCUUCACAGAGAUAUACUGGAACCAUUACUGUAGCAAUUCGAAUUAAACCAAUAGCAGAGUUAAUUCCUCAGUGGACUGCAAUAAAUUCAAACCAAAUUUCACAUCCUGAUCAUGGAGACUUCACAUUUGAUCAUGUUUUUAGCCCUCAAUGCGAUAAUCAUACAAUUUUUAAUCAAAUUGGAUCAGAAUUAGUUGAUAAAUUAUUUGAUGGAUUUAAUUCUACGCUUUUUGCUUACGGUAUGACAGGUUCUGGAAAAACUUAUACUAUGCUUGGUGAGGGAUAUACUGAAAAAGGGAUUGUAGAAUUAUGUGGAUCAUACUUAUUCGAUAAAACAGAAAAUGAUCCUAAUCAUAGAUUCAAUAUAACUGUAUCGUAUUUAGAAAUAUACAAUGAAAAGAUUCAUGAUUUAUUAGAUCCAACCAAGAAUAACGAAAAUUUAAAAUUAAGAGGGGAUCAUACAAUACAAGGUAAUGGAAUUCAUGUUGCUGGAUUGACAGAAAGAAAUUGCCAAGAUUGUAAUGAACUUAUGAAAUGGGUCAAAAUGGGUGAAUUAUCCCGUAAAACUGGAAAAACAGAUUAUAAUAUAAGAAGUUCUCGCUCCCAUGCCAUUAUUCAAAUCAAAUUAAUUUCAACCGACACUUAUACUAGCACAAUUAGAAGUAAUAUACUGUCUUUAUGCGAUUUAGCUGGUUCUGAAAGAGCCAGUGGACAAAUAGAAAGAAGAAAAGAAGGUGCAUAUAUAAACAAAUCUUUAUUAGCACUUGGUACAGUAAUCUCUAAAUUAAGUGCUGAAUCAAACAUAAAAGAAAAUGUAAGUAGUAGUUCUAAUACUAAUAAUGGUUUGAGCCAUAUUCCCUAUAGAGAUUCAAAAUUGACAAGAUUAUUACAACCUGCACUAAGCGGCAAUAGUAUAAUAACCACAAUAUGUACAAUUGACCCUAAAAAGGAUGCAUAUGCAGAAACAAUAAAUACAUUAAGAUUUGGUUCUAGAGCUAAAAAUGUGUCCUUAAGUAUAUCUAAAAGAUCUAUCAAUGCUGGUUUGGCAUACAAUGGUAAUAUGAAUAACAAUACAUCUGAUUUAGAAAAAGAUCGAAAAAUCAGGGAAUUAACGAAUUUAGUAAAAGAACAUGAAAAUACUAUCCAGGAAUUAAAACAGAAUAUAAUGAUUCCUCAAUUUAUUGAUAGAGGUUUGAUGAUAAGUUAUGAAAACCCUAAUUCAAAUUCAAAGUUUGUAGAGACUAAUCUAAGCAAUGAAAAUCUAGUUUUUGAAAACAAGUUAUUAAAGGAUAAAAUACAACACUUAGAAAAAUUAUUAGAUAAGGAUGUUUUAGAACUACAAGACACUCAGAUUGUGGAGAUUGUAGAAAUGUUACCUAUAGAAGUUGGAGGACUAUUGGAGACAAAGGUUCAAGGUUUAGAAUCAGAGAUUAGACAAUAUAAAUUAUAUACUAAACAAUUAGAAGAUAAAUUAUUUCAACUCCAACAGAAGAACCAAGAACACAAGUGCAAAGAAAAUCUUAACACCGAAAGUGUAAGUCCUGCAUCAGAUUUGGAUUAUAAUAAUCGAUAUAAAGAGUUCGAAGAUUUAAUACAAUUGAAAGAAGAUAAAAUAAAUGACUUACAAAAAAUGUUAGAACGGAAAGAUAUGAUGAUUGAAGCUUUGCAAAGUUCCAAGAGGAUUAGAGAUCGUACUUUUAACUCGAUGGCUAAUGAUUAUAGCGAUCCAACUGCAUAA
This is a messenger RNA of Arxiozyma heterogenica, 2028 nucleotides long. RefSeq names its product Kip2p (gene KIP2). Lineage: Eukaryota; Fungi; Ascomycota; Saccharomycetes; Saccharomycetales; Saccharomycetaceae. Gene Ontology annotation, molecular function: ATP binding; microtubule motor activity; microtubule binding. Bases 1 to 2028 code for a protein of 675 amino acids. The transcript has a single exon. Gene Ontology annotation, biological process: microtubule-based movement. The record is from RefSeq and is a predicted model, not a curated record.